Molecule: messenger RNA, 2040 nt
Organism: Westerdykella ornata
Lineage: Eukaryota; Fungi; Ascomycota; Dothideomycetes; Pleosporales; Sporormiaceae
Product: Nse4-domain-containing protein
Exons: 3
Coding region: 129-1709 (526 amino acids)
Biological process (GO): DNA repair
Cellular component (GO): Smc5-Smc6 complex; nucleus
Source: RefSeq, a predicted model, not a curated record
CACUCCGCCAGCGCGCCCACGUCCACAUUCUCUUAUCUCCUCUCGCCGGCCUCUGUUUGUUGUCUUUCUACGCGUCGUCCGAUGCAAACGGGCCAAAGCAAUCGAAGUCCCCAACAAACACAGACACCAUGGCGCGUCUCAACACACAUCUCUCUGCGACUCCCCAGCUCCCCACUGCCUACCGCUCUUCCACCGUCGACUCGCUGUACCGCGACCCCUCUAUUCCCCCGCACGUAGCAUCCACAAGCACACGCGACUCGUACUAUGCGGUUGCCAGCCCCUCACGGUCUGCCAGCUCCGACAAGGAAAAUCAGGAACCUGAAUCGCAAGAGGACACUCCGCGCGGUACCGCCAAAACCAGGCGCCCAAUGGCGCCCCCUUCAAGUGCUCGCUUACAGACUCCCUCCAUUGUUUCCGCGCAUCGGAGCAAGCGUCGUCGAACCGACGAGUAUAGCGUUGAAGACUCGCCGCAGGCAAACCAAGACGGUGAUAGGCUUGGGCAAUAUGAUGAUGGUGCAGAGCGCGCCCAAGGGGAUGAAGACGAGGAAGACGAGGAAGACGAGGAAGACGAAGACACAAAGUUCUACGAUCCGCAUCAAGAUCCCGAGAUUCGACGUCAGCUUCGCGCCAACAUGCGCAAUCACCAGCGAGAGAUUGAAGAUAACCGCGAUGAGUUGACCAAGCCGGGGAAUGAUGGACUGAUAGCCCACAUCAAGAAGCAGAACUACUACAUGGGCAAAGUCAAGCAGACUGCAGAUGCCGCCCUCGACUCCCGCGUCAUGGUUUACGCCAGCGACUUGGCCAGUAAGAAGCUGAAAAAUACGCUGCACGGGAACAAUAGUGUCGGAAUCGAUGUCGACCAAUUUGUGUCAAGAUGUAUACAUUUCAUGAAAACGGGCGGCGAUCCCUCUGCGGCUGAAGGACAUUCUUCGACCCAGGUUCGCCAUCGCCGCCGCACGGCUGCUGAAGAUGAGGAAAACGAGGACGAUGACGACGAUAACGGCGAAGCUCUUGAUUGGGCGCUACUUGGCCGAGAAGCGUGCUUUCCCUUCAACAGACGCCCGCCGGUAUCAAGUUUCCUCCUGGGCCCACUAUCCGUUCAAAAACGCGUGCGGACCACUCAGAGUCGUCGUACUAGAUUGCAGCGUCAGCCUCUCGGGCCCACUACCAGGCCACAGGAGCUGACCCAGUCCGACAUGAAACAAUCUGAAAAUUCCAACCUCGCCCACCUUGUCAAGGGCAUCAAGAAGCGCUUACAGGACCACAUAGCUGAGAACUCCGAGAAGAUGGCCGAAGAGCUGGAUGCGAUGGAUUUCGACCCGGAACCUGCAGAUAUCGAGGCGGCUUCCAGGCGCCAUCGAAUAUGGCUAGCCCCUACUCAAGAGGCGGCGGUGUCGCUCUUCGAUUUUGUCGUCAACCCGCACUCGUUUGGUCAAACAGUCGAAAACCUGUUUUACAUUAGCUUUCUCAUAAAGGAAGGGGAAGUGAAAGUGCUAGAGGAUGAGGAUGGUUUGCCGCUACUCAUGCCAACCAAGCCGCAUACCAUCGCCCAACAACGCGAACUCAAUGUGCAAAAACAUCAAGCCGUUUUCAGUCUUGAUUGGCCCACAUGGAAGAAAUUUAUCUUCGCUUUCGACAUCAAAGAGCCCCUCAUUCCCAAUCGCGUCCCAGAGCAGACAACGGUUGCAGCCGGGGCCUGGUACGGCUAGAACAGGUGGGAUAGGUUCCUUCUGCUGGCCUUUGCGGCGGAUGAUGCCUUGUACGUUGGCGUCAUCCUUACACUUUUUCCAUUCUUGUAUUAUCUUUCUUUGCAUAGAUUUUGAAUAUCUUUUGUAUAACAGCUUAGCGAUGUGUAGUCUCAGGCGUAAGGUGGGGAUUCUUUUCCCAUCUGGGGACUGGUCGGGCCUCCUGACAAACAUGGACUUCAAUCUGGUAGGGCAUAUCCCAUUUCAUUCAUGAUACCCCCGGAGUUUAUGUACGAAGGCAUUAUUUAGUCUAGAUCAAGAAACACAUUUGGUAUCUAGUGGCGCUCGAACGGCG